Orycteropus afer afer is the source of this 1644-nucleotide messenger RNA. The record is from RefSeq and is a predicted model, not a curated record. Lineage: Eukaryota; Metazoa; Chordata; Mammalia; Tubulidentata; Orycteropodidae.
AUGGAAAGACUGACAAAACACAGCAUUGAGUGUUCAAGUUUCCUAGAUGACUGGGAAUGUAGAAGCCAGUUUGACAAAGAACAGGGAUCUCAGGAAGGUCAUUUCAGUCAAAUGAUAUUUGCUUCUGAAGAUAUGCCUGCUUUCAGUCAUGAUCCAUCUUUAAUUAUCCAUCAAAGAUUUACAAGUGAAGAACAAUCCUGUGAAUUUAAGAAAUGUGAGAAAUCCCUUAUAAAUGACUUGCAGCUCCCUGCAUAUCAGAGAAUUCAUAUUGGCAAGAAAUUCUAUGAAUACAAGGAAUAUGAGAAUGCCCUUGGUAGGGACUUUUACCUUACCCAGCAUCAGAGAAUUCAUACUGAUGAGAAACCCUUUGAAUGUAAAGAAUGUGGGAAGGAUUUUAGUUUUGUAUCAGUCCUUAUUCGACAUCAGCAAAUUCAUACUGGUGAAAAACCAUACAAAUGUAAAGAAUGUGGCAAGGCCUUUGGUAGUGGUGCAAACCUUGCUUACCAUCAGAGAAUUCAUACUGGUGAGAAACCUUAUGAAUGUAAGGAAUGUGGGAAGUCUUUUGGUAGUGGCUCAAACCUUAUUCACCAUAAGAGAAUUCAUACUGGUGAGAAACCCUAUGAAUGUAAGGAGUGUGGGAAAGCCUUUAGUUUUGGAUCAGGCCUUAUUCGACAUCAGAUAAUUCACAGUGGAGAAAAGCCUUAUGAGUGUAAAGAGUGUGGGAAGUCCUUUAGUUUUGAAUCAGCCCUUACUCGGCAUCACAGAAUUCACACAGGUGAGAAACCUUAUGAAUGUAAGGAUUGUGGGAAGGCCUUUGGUAGUGGUUCAAACCUUACUCAACAUCAGAGGAUUCAUACAGGUGAGAAGCCCUAUGAAUGUAAAGUAUGUGGAAUGUCCUUUAGUAGCGGUUCAGCCCUUACUCGGCAUCAGAGAAUUCAUACUGGUGAGAAACCAUACAUAUGUAAUGAAUGUAGGAAGGCUUUUAGUUUUGGAUCAGCUCUUACACGGCAUCAAAGAAUUCACACUGGUGAGAAACCUUAUGUAUGUAAGGAGUGUGGGAAGGCUUUUAAUAGUGGCUCAGAUCUCACUCAACAUCAAAGAAUUCACACUGGGGAGAAACCCUAUGAGUGUAAGGAAUGUGAGAAAGCCUUUAGAAGUGGUUCAAAACUUCUUCAGCAUCAGAGAAUGCAUACUGGUGAGAAACCAUAUGAAUGUAAAGAAUGCGAGAAGGCCUUUAGUAGUGGCUCAGACCUUACUCAACACCAGAGAAUUCAUACUGGUGAGAAACCAUAUGAAUGUAAGGAAUGUGGGAAGGCCUUUGCUAGUGGCUCAAAACUCAUUCAACACCAGAUAAUUCAUACUGAUGAAAAACCCUAUGAAUGUAAGGAAUGUGGAAAGUCUUUUAGUAGUGGCUCAGCACUUAAUAGGCACCAGAGAAUACACACUGGUGAGAAAUCCUACAAAUGUUAGGAAUGCGGGAAGGUUUUUAGUAAUGGUUCAAACCUUAUUCAACAUCAGAGAAUUCAUACAGGUGAGAAACCUUACAAAUGUAAGGAAUCUGGUAAACAUUUUGGAAAGAGUUCAGAUUUUGGGCAACAUAUGGAAACUCAUUCUGGUGAGUUCUGUGAACUGAAAACUCUAUGA